This is a messenger RNA of Macrosteles quadrilineatus (aster leafhopper), 3891 nucleotides long. RefSeq lists its product as uncharacterized. Bases 1 to 3891 code for a protein of 1296 amino acids. The transcript has 6 exons. Lineage: Eukaryota; Metazoa; Arthropoda; Insecta; Hemiptera; Cicadellidae. The record is from RefSeq and is a predicted model, not a curated record. Gene Ontology annotation, molecular function: aspartic-type endopeptidase activity. Gene Ontology annotation, biological process: proteolysis.
AUGGUGUUCGCUGGAGCGGUGGAGUGUAGUGAUCGUCUCCCGAGACAAGUUGCUGUGUCUCAGGAAGUGACCGUUCGGUGGAACACCAAAAAACUGGACGUGGCUAAAUUCACCGCGGACAUCCUGCGUGGAGUGCCAGCGGUGCUUGCCGCACCUGGCAUGGCUCAUGCAGAGACAUCAGUUACAUCGAUGAUGGAGCUGAUUACCUCGGCUUGUGAAGAGUCAAUGCCCCGCAAGAGACUCCGUUGCGAUAUGAGACCCUACGUACAACGCCUGCCUGGCAGAGAGGGUUUUUCCGUUGUGCUGGAAAAAGCUAGGCUCGUGCUCGUAGGGAAGGCUGAAGGAGACCAAGAACUUCCGUCCUCUUACAGACCCCUUUGCUUGUUGGAUACGGCUGGGAAAGUCCUAGAAAAGUUUAUCCGUUCCCGACUGAAUUCAGACGUGGUUGCUGCGGGAUGGUGUGAUAUACUGGACGCUCUGAAGAACACCUUCCACGUACCGGUAUACCUCAUGUGCAUUAUAGAGGAUUACUUCCGAUUCCGCCUCCUCAUGUAUGAUAAUACAGAAGGCCCGCGGACGAUGAGUGUCACUUCUGGUGCUGCCCAAGGCCUGUCACACGCACACGACACAGACGGUUCCGGCGCAGGCAUGUGUCUACUACCUGCGCCGGGACCGUCGGUGUUGUAUGAGCUGUUAGCUGAAACAAUCAAAGCUGGAGAAUAUUUAGCUUUGUUUGAAGCUGUAAAAUUAAGAGUCCAGAAUUUACUACAACAAAGUAACGGUGUAGUUAGUGCUCAUUCUGGAUCUUGCUGUAACAAUGCUAGUAAGAAGAAAUUUAAGCUCCCUAAAAUAGAGAUCAAAAAGUUUGAUGGAGAUUUGAUCAAUUGGCUACCUUUUUGGAGUCAGUUUAGCAAAAUUCAUAGUGACUCAGACAUUGAUUCAGAAGAUAAGUUUCAAUAUUUAUUGCAAUCCAUAGUUACCGGAUCAAGAGCUUUUGAUGUAGUUCAGAGUUUUCCUCCAACUGGUGCAAACUAUCCAAAAGCAAUUGAAUGUUUGAAAGCCAGACUUGGUAAAGAUGACCUAUUGGUAGAGGUUUAUGUCAGGGAACUCUUGAAAAUUGUUUUACAAAAUGCUCUAGGAGGCAAAAACACAAUGAACUUACAAAGUUUAUAUGACAAACUUGAGUCUCAUAUGCGUGCAUUAGAUACCUUGGGAGUUACAACAGAUAAAUGUUCCUCCAUGUUAUACCCGUUAGUUGAAAGUUGUAUGCCUGAAGAUCUCUUAAGGGCCCGGCAAAGAAGCCCUUUGAAAGUAGGUACAGACCCUCAGGAAAGACUCAACAAUUUAAUGAAGUUUAUGUUGUCUGAAGUUGAAGGGGAACAGAGAAUCGGUCUAGCCAUGGCAGGUUUUGGGAUAAGUAGCUCUGGGAAGGAGAAAUCUUUUAAAAGGUCACCUCAAACUCAACCAGGUAAGAUAGACAUACCAACAGCUUCAUGCCUCAUGUCCUCUGGUAAAACUCAAAACUCUUAUACAAAGUGUGUCUUUUGUGAUAAGAAUCAUAAGAGUAGUAACUGUUUUGCUGCUCAGAAAUUGCCAUUGUCUCAUAAGGUGUCCACUUUAAAGGAAAAGAGGUGCUGUUUCCUUUGCUUGCAGCCUGGUCACCGUAUUAAGAAUUGUAGAGCUCAUUUGUCAUGUUCUAAUUGUAAAAGGAAACAUUAUCCUAUAAUGUGUCCUAGUAUUCAUUCCAAAGAAGUAGUGAAUGAGUGUGUAAGCAAAUGUGUUGAUGAGGUAUCUAAAGAAAUGACAGUAGUCGAAGAUACCGCUUUGGCCAAUAAAUCAAGUAGCAGAGUGAAAGUGUUUCUGCAAACAGUAAAGGCAAGAUUAAGAACCCCAGGUAGUAAUCAAUUUGAGACUGUUCGCAUUCUUUUUGAUUCUGGUUCACAGCGUUCUUACAUUUUAAAGGACUUGGCUGGAAAAAUGAAUUACGAAAGCUUAGGAGAAGAAACAAUCAUACACUCUCUUUUUGGUAAUGUCAAAUCUGGUGAAGUAAUUCAUAACAGACAUCGUGUGUUUCUAACCAGUCAAGAUUACAGUUACAACUGCAACUUUGAGGUAUUGAGUCAAACUACCAUAUGUGGGGAAAUUUCACCUGUUACCGAAGGUCCCUGGAUACAGGAACUUUUAGAGAAAAAUGUUUCUCUGACUGACAUACAUGAGACCGAGCUACCAAUUGGUAUUUUGAUUGGAGCGGAUAUAGCGGGUAAACUAUUCACGGGAAAUAUGAUUGAACUGAAAUCUGGACUAGUGGCUAUGGAAACUCUUCUGGGAUGGACACUGAUGGGUAAGGCUAUAAUUAGUGGUAGUACAGGUUCAACUACACUCUCCACUGUUGUAACAUCAAUGUUUAUUAAUGAUGCUGACAUAUCAGAACUGUGGAGAUUAGACACUAUAGGCAUUACUGAUACAAGUGAAUCAGUUUCCAAAGAGCAAAAGGCUUUGGCAGUUAAAGAGCAUUUUAUAAAGACUACCACUAUAAAUGAAGAAGGUCGAUAUGAAGUAAGUUUGCCCUGGGUUGAUUGUCAUCCUACUUUGCCUAGUAACAGAGAGUUAGCCGAAAAGAGGUUAUCAACAGUUGUAAAGAAAUUGGAUGGUAACAAUUUAACCGAAGACUAUGACUCAGUUUUUAAACAGUGGUUAAGUGAUGGCAUCAUUGAAGCUGUACCUUCUGACGAUUUGAACAACAACUUUCACUACCUGCCACAUAGACCUGUAGUGAAGGAGAGUAGUAUUACCACACGAAUUCGUCCAGUGUUUGAUGCAUCAGCAAAGACCAAGUUUUCACCCUCAUUGAACGACUGUAUUGAAAAUGGACCAAAUUUAAUUGAACUGAUUCCUUCUGUUAUGAUGCGUUUUAGGGAAGGGAAGUUUGGAGUUAUUGCUGACAUAGCAAAAGCCUUCUUACAGAUAUCGUUAAAUGUACAAGAUAGAGAUUUUCUUCGGUUUUUAUGGUUUGACAUCAAUGAAAGAAGCCGAACUAUUGUUUACCGCCAUAAAAGAGUUGUUUUUGGAGUGAAAUGUAGUCCAUUUCUUCUAGGGGCAGUAAUUGAUCUACAUCUUCAAAAAUCUAUGACUUCUCAGGAGUAUGAUGAUAAUGUGGUAAAGAAGCUGAGUAAAAGUUUUUACGUGGACAAUGUUUCGACCAGUGUAGAUACUUAUGAGGAACUAAAACACUUUGUUGAAGAAUCGAAACAAGUUAUGGCUGCCGCUAAGUUUGAUUUAAGAGGAUGGCAUGCCACGAGCGUCAUUGAAGAAGGAGAUAACAAGUUCGUCACUAAUGUUUUGGGAGUUCAAUGGAACUAUAUUGAGGACGUUCUGUUUUUUAACCUGACGAACUGUAUUAAAGAUUUGGACGUGUCUCGAAUCACAAAGAGAGACAUUUUAUCCAUAUCUCACAAGAUCUUUGAUCCAAUUGGUAUCCUUUGCCCUGUUACUUUGUUUCCUAAACUUCUUCUGCAAAGUAUGUGGGACUUGAAAAUUGACUGGGACACUGAAGUAAGUUCAGACAUCAGUAAACGAUUCAUACUGUGGUAUAAUGAGUUAAGCGCUCUUGAAAAAGUGAAAAUACCCCGAUGGAUAGGUAAAAUGACUAUGGAUUCAAAUGGUUGUAGUAUUCAUACAUUUUGCGACGCAAGUAAAGAUGCCUAUGCUACAGUUAUUUACUUGAGAGUUGAAAUUGAAGAUGAAGUAAGAGUCCAAUUAUUGUCUGCAAAAUCAAGAGUUGCUCCUCUGAAUAAAACUACGAUUCCAAGGUUGGAAUUAUUAGCCGCCACGGUGGGAGCACGUCUCACAAGCUGGACUAAAAAUCAAAGUUCAAAAAAGGUUCAUGUUUGA